ACCAGAUAAUCGAAGCGCCGGACUGGGAUGAUGGCUUUGGAGGCUGCGAGAAUGAUUUCGGGAAAUCUAUGGGCCAGAGGUUGCUCCAUUGGGGCCCGCUAACUGCCAUUGGCAUAACAUUGAUUAUUGGUAUCGCCACAACGUAUCUGCAUCUGCUGUGGUGGCCGCCAACAACAUUUGCUGCAUUUCUUCACCUUUCAUUUUUCUUAUUCUUCAACUAUCUCAGUCUGGUGAACCUGGUGCGAUCAGCAUUCUUUGGACCAGGCUAUGUUCCGAACAACUGGAAACCACCCAGACCGGAGGAUGAACCAAGGCUGCAAUAUUGUCGGUCGUGUGGCGGGUUCAAAGUGCCACGAUCGCAUCACUGUUCGAAGUGUGGUCGUUGUAUCUUGAAAAUGGAUCAUCACUGCCGUUCGUUGCACUUAUUUUUACGCAUAAAAUUGAAAAUACAUUUUGAUUUUCAAACAUGGAUAAAUAACUGUGUUGGGCAUCGAAAUCAUGCGUUAUUUGUACGAUUUCUUGCUGCUUCCACAGCCGGUUGCAUUCAUGCUGUUGUAAUAAUACUAUGUGGAUUAUAUCGCCUUUUAUACAGGGUUCGUAAUAUCUUUUUUGAAAUUGUUUCUGAGUAAUC
This is a messenger RNA of Gongylonema pulchrum, 631 nucleotides long. The record is from the annotation of a GenBank genome assembly. NCBI's taxonomy places the organism in Eukaryota, Metazoa, Nematoda, Chromadorea, Rhabditida, Gongylonematidae.